AGUUAGCUUGACAACACUAUCGAAAGUGUUUUGUGGGAUAUUUAUCUGGUAAAUUAGUUGAAGCGGUCGGUCGAGGUGGAAGCAAAAGGUAACUUUCUCGGAUUUGUGUGUUUAGAAACUGCAGAAACUCUCAUUUAAAGAGAUAAGUAGCUCCGGUCGGCGGGAGAAGAACGACGAAAACGAGUCAGGUCGGAACAAAAAGCCAGUUGGUCACCGGUUAGCCGAAGUUAACUCAACACCGUCGAUAGUUUUGUUUAUUUAGAUUUACGUGUUUUCGUGGAAACUGCAUGUCUUCUUACAGUUCCCGAGUGGCUUAAAGGGCGUCUGUCUGGAGGAACGAAGUGAAAUGUGGCCUUUGAAAGUUGAUGGACUUCAUGUAAUGGUGUGAGGAUGAGACAGGGUGGUGCUGGCUGCAGCCCUGGAGGCUGAUGAAGCCGCUCCAUCGGCUGGUCAGGAUGCACAUAGCCUCAGUGGGUGUCAGCAAGUUCUGCUUCCUGCUCUCCCUUGCUUUCUGCGGCCUCCUGCUCCUUCUCAUCCCCGCCCUCCAGCCCUCUGCACGCCAGGUGGAUCUGCCUCAGCCCCGACCUCAAGUCAGACCUUCACAGACGGGCCAAUUGCACCAUGUCGGACUCCGAGCAGGGUCUGAUCAUGAAGAGGAAACAGACUCUACAAGAGGGCUCAAAAGGAGCUCAGCAGGGCAGGGGGAAUCCAUCGAUACUGACGUUAUCAGGAAGGAAAAACACGAUCCCAAGACGGGCGCAGACCCCAAAACAGGUGCUCUUCUCGUAAGAAAGCCUAAUGGACUUUCACGGUCAAGGACUCAGGACCUGUUGCAGUUAAAAGACAUUUUUAUCGCGGUGAAAACUACCAAAAAGUACCACAAGUCCAGACUGGGGCUGCUGACUCAGACCUGGGUUUCCCAAGCUCAAGAACAGACCUUCAUAUUCACUGACGGUGAGGACAAAGAGCUGCAGAAGAGAACGGGAGCUAACAUCAUCAACACUAACUGCUCAGCAGCUCACACCCGACAGGCUCUGUGCUGCAAGAUGUCCGUGGAGUACGACAAGUUCAUCGAGUCGCAGAAGAAGUGGUUCUGUCACGUUGAUGAUGAUAACUACGUGGUCCUGCCCAGCCUGCUGCGCCUGCUCUCCACCUACCACCACAGCCAGGACGUGUACCUGGGCCGGCCCAGUCUGGAUCAUCCUAUCGAGGCUGCAGAGAGGGUCAAGAGUGACGGAUCGGUGUCUGUCAAGUUCUGGUUUGCCACAGGUGGAGCAGGUUUCUGUAUCAGCAGAGGUCUGGCACUGAAAAUGAGCCCAUGGGCCAGUUUGGGGAAUUUCAUCAGCACAGCGGAGAAGAUUCGGCUACCGGACGACUGCACCAUCGGCUACAUCAUCGAAGCGCUGCUGGAGGUGACGCUGACGCACACACACCUGUUCCACUCUCACCUGGAGAACCUACAGAAGCUGCCAACGGACACCGUGCUGGACCAGGUGACUCUGAGCUAUGGAGGUUUUGAGAACAGGAGAAAUGUGGUCAGCAUAGUUGGAGGUUUUACGCUUUACGAGGACCCCACGAGGUUUAAGACGGUCCACUGCCUCCUGUAUGCAGACACUGACUGGUGUCCAAAGCUCAAAGCUCGCCACAAACACUGAAAGCGUCUGUGUUCUUACCCUGCAGCACCGGUACUUCAAAACCUCUCUGUCUCUCUCAUUGACUAUCCAAAUCAGUUUCACCUCAAGCUUCAUGGACGCUCUGAGCAAGUGUGAGCUAGAGAUACGAGACUAAUGGAUCAAACUCAUCAUGUCAAUAAUUAUUAGAGCCAAAGAAAGACUUUUCUCAGCUUGAGGGGUGAACGCUGAUGACACCGUUUCUACUCCGAGUUGAUCAUUAACAUUAAGAACACAGAAACAACAGACUCUGUGAUGAUAUGAAGUAUUAUUACAUGUGUUGUAUUAUGUUCAGUCUCUCGCCAUGAUGAGCUUAAUUGGGAGAAAGUGGUCAUGUCAACCUUCUUGUUUUUUUUUUGUUUUUUUGGUUAUGCUUUGAUUCUUGCAGCUUUUCUGUUCCCUCCACAUUGACAUCAGAGAGUUUAACAUGUGCAGCGAGAGUAUUGAGGCUGUUCUGGAUGGGGAUUUGUAAACUUUGAUAAGAUUCAGUAAAAAUCAAACGACAUCGAUACCCGUUUUGUUAAUAGCAACAAUAAUAGAAGCCUGAGCGACCAGUAUUUGCCACAUUUACCAAGAAAUGACCAAACUCCUGCCAAUUUCUUAAUUGCACAAAUAUGUUGGCAAUGUUUUUGUGCAAUUCUGACACUGCUCUCUCUCUUUCACCCUUGACUGAGUCUUUUACAAGCUGAAUUCUGGACAUUUUAAACUUGACCAUUUGAGUAGCUAAAUCUGCAUGCAUAAUGUAAUGGAGGCAGGCAUGUUCCUGAAAGACACAAGAGUUAUUCACUAAUCAUAAACACCAAAAACCUCCAGAGGAGCUAAAUGGACUUGUCUGCUGUCACAGGCAGGAGAUGUAAUUGUCCUGAAGUCUGAAGCUGUCCUCUUCUUAUCAAACACAGGGGGCUGCCUUUAGAGACCCUGCCUUUACAAUCACAAACUUUUAUUCAAUGAGUAGUUCUGGUUGUGAAAUUCAACACCUGCCUCUUCCACUGAGUAGAGAACCACUUCCUGCUUAUGCUUAAAUGAAGGGCCCGAGCAGUAUUACUUAAACAUACUCUGAUAAAGAGUGUGUCGUGAAGAUGUCUUUAUUUCCCUGUCAGCCUUAAACCAAUGACUCUCACUGUUUCAAAGGUCAUUUUACUACUUAAUAGUUCAGUUAUUUUCUCAUGAUACAAUAAAAGGAGAACUUUUUAAAGGGUUAGUUUUUUGAAGUGGGGUUGGUUUGAGUUCAUGUCAACAUUAAGUGUAUUAGCCACAGGAGAUAGAGAUGGGGCAAAUCUUACAGAGUAAUUUAGCUAAUUCUAAGAAAACCCAACCCUAAACCGAUGAGUCAGUGUAAACUGUCUUUAGAAAAAAUAACUGCGCUUUACUUUACCUUCAGAGAGCAAUGGGUUAGUGCAUGAGCUCCAUGUGCAGAGGCUGGAGUCCUCACAGGUUGGCGGCCCGGGUUCGAGUCUGACUCUCUCUCUCUCUCUCUCUCUCCCUCUCUCCCUAUUUUUUGACUCUAUCCACUGUCCUGUCUCUCAAAUAAAGGCCCCAAAUUGAUCUAAAGAAAGAAAGAGACGACAAAUACAAACUAAAAUAAACGAGCGGUUUUGAAAUGCUGUUUACUGUUACUGAAGUUACCGUGCCGGUACUUCAUCAGGUUUCUCUAUCCCCUAUGGGUAAUAAACCUUAAUGUAUCUUAUACAACCCCACUCCAAGAAAAACUGAACUAUCCUUUAAAAAAACUCUCAUUCAGAUGAAUUUAUUACAAAAUGAUCACAGAAGAGAUUGAAAGAAAUCGUCCGUUGAGAGUUUAUUUUAGUCUGUUGUCAUUUUUCGGAUUCCUUCACAUUUUGAGAUAAAGACCUUCUCCUUCUUUUACCUUGUUUUUUUACAGGCUCAUCUGUAUGGUUUUGCACUACUUUGCUGGAUUCCUGUUUGUUACUGUGCUGGUGUAAAUAUGAUUAAAGGUCGUCAGGUCUUCUUUCUUUGUGUAGGUUUUAGUUUGAGCUCUACAUACCCGACUUUUUAAAUCAGAGCUGCUCUGUGGAGAGGUGAUGACUUUGUUGGAGCCAAAUGCAUCAAAACAACAUUUUCUUAUUCAGUUUUUUUGGGAUAUUCAUGUCUUCAAUAAGAAAUAAAAAAGCUCUUAUAUAUUUUAAUGUUUUAAAUAUCAGGAUAGUUCUUAUUUUGGCUCCAAUAAACGUUUUAUUCUGUUUCCACCAGCAUCAGUAUUUCUGCUUGUAAAGUAUUUGUGUUAAACUUCUGUCCCUGUCCCACACCAGACGAGAAUCCAAACCCCUGAGUCUGUCCCACUGCAGGUCAGUGGAGGAGACUGAGUGACAUGUUUUUGUUUUUUUUGGGUUUUUUUUGCAAA
Molecule: messenger RNA, 4032 nt
Organism: Labrus mixtus (cuckoo wrasse)
Lineage: Eukaryota; Metazoa; Chordata; Actinopteri; Labriformes; Labridae
Gene: rfng
Product: RFNG O-fucosylpeptide 3-beta-N-acetylglucosaminyltransferase
Exons: 9
Coding region: 429-1655 (408 amino acids)
Biological process (GO): regulation of Notch signaling pathway; pattern specification process
Cellular component (GO): Golgi membrane
Molecular function (GO): O-fucosylpeptide 3-beta-N-acetylglucosaminyltransferase activity
Source: RefSeq, a predicted model, not a curated record